Molecule: messenger RNA, 603 nt
Organism: Mercenaria mercenaria
Lineage: Eukaryota; Metazoa; Mollusca; Bivalvia; Venerida; Veneridae
Exons: 2
Coding region: 1-603 (200 amino acids)
Source: RefSeq, a predicted model, not a curated record
AUGGCUAGAAACCUUGAAAUAAAACCGACUGGACAAGAAACAUUAUCACUCUCAGGAUUUGGCGACAAAGAACGACGACUACGACAUCUUGAUACAGCAGUUAUCUAUUUAGAGUCGACCCCUGAAGAUAUACCAGUUAAAGUAGAUUUUAGUUGGUGCAGAUUUGUAUUGGACUAUAGUGCAAGUCGUGGCAAAGGACCUACAGCCAUACAGUCAAAACUCUGCUAUCUUUUGUCAGGACCUCUCAAUGUACCAACAUCUAGAAACAUUACGCCGAAUCCCGUAUCCAUGAUGAAUGUGUUUACGCUGCAUAGCAAGGAAGAGGUUGACUUAGAAAAGUUUUGGAAAAUCGAAUCCAUGGGAGUCGAACCAGUCACCAAGAAACAGGAAUAUGAACAGUACUUGACACAUUACCAAGAUACGUGCAUUACCUACAACGACGGUAAAUACAUAGCAAAGUUACCUUGGAGAGAAGAACACGAUACAUUACCGACCAAUGAAUUGAUCAGCCGGCGCAGAACUGAAAAUGUAAUCAACCGACAGAGGAAAGAACCUAAACUACUACACACAUAUGGGGAGAUAAUCAGAGAGCAAGAACAAUGA